Sorex fumeus (smoky shrew) is the source of this 2277-nucleotide messenger RNA. RefSeq names its product zinc finger protein 202 (gene ZNF202). The record is from RefSeq and is a predicted model, not a curated record. Gene Ontology annotation, biological process: regulation of DNA-templated transcription. Lineage: Eukaryota; Metazoa; Chordata; Mammalia; Eulipotyphla; Soricidae. The coding region runs from base 292 to 2277 and encodes 661 amino acids. The transcript has 8 exons.
GGGUGGCCGGCAGAGGCCGUGACAGUGGUCAUUUAGAGCGGUGGCCACUGUCUUGGGUCACUUUCUGCACAGUCGCCCACUCUCCAGCUAAGCUGCCCUGCCCCUUUGCUCUCUGUAGUGUAUUGCAGUAGACAGUCAUUGCAAGGGCACUGCGAGGGUCACUGCCAUGUGAGACUCGGGCACUCCAGACUGGGCACAUGAGGUCCCUUGGGAGAGACUCCUGGAGGUGCCCGGUCGAGCCUGGGCGCUGGCGUGAGCUCUAGAUGGUGUGAGCCAGCCCAGAGCCAGAAAAUGGCCAGAGCCUUGGAGGCGGACGAGCAGGGUCUUUGGGACGAGGAGGGAAUUCUGACAGUGAAGCUGGAGGAGGACGUCAGCUGCCGGCCCGAGUCCAUCCUGCCCGCGGACGACCCGGUGCUUGAGACCUCGCACCAGAACUUCCGGUGCUUCCGCUACCAGGAGGCCGCCAGCCCGCGCGAAGCCCUGGUCCGGCUGCGGGAACUCUGCCAUCAGUGGCUGCGGCCGGAGAGGCGGACAAAGGAGCAGAUCCUGGAGCUGCUGGUGCUGGAGCAGUUCCUCACGGUCCUGCCCGGGGACUUGCAGCGCUGGGUGCGAGGCCAGCGGCCCGAGAGCGGCGAGGAGGCCGUGACACUGGUGGAGGGUUUGCAGAGACAGCCCAGGAGACCAAGGCGGUGGGUGACUGUCCAUGUUCACGGCCAGGAAGUCCUGUCUGAGGAAACGGUGCCUCCAGGAGCAGAGCCCACGGCCCCGAGGGAGCUGAUGAACUCUCCGCAGACCGUGGCCGAGGAGUCCCCGGAGCUCGCUGCCCGGUCCCCGACUCUGAGCCCAGAGGAGCCCAGCCUGGACCAUGACCCGGAGCCGCAGCCUGCGCAGGAGAGCGAGGUUCCUGUGCCCCAGACCCCUGACCCUCCUGAGGAGAAGAACACGGGAAAUCCAGAAAUGGUGGCACUGCUCACUGCGCUCUCCCAGGGAUUGGUGACUUUCAAGGACGUGGCUGUCUGCUUCUCCCAGGACCAGUGGAGUGACCUGGACCCAGCGCAGACAGAGUUCUAUGGAGAGUAUGUCUUGGAAGAAGACUGUGGCAUCGUGGUCUCCCUGUCAUUCCCAAUCCCCAGGCUGGAGGAGUUCCCCCACUUCCGAGAAGAUGAGCCUGUGGUUCCUGAGACCCCUGAUACUCUCGGGCCUCCAGAUGCUCAUGGGCCUCCAGAUGCUCCCGAGCCUCCAGAGCCAGAAAUCCUGAGUUUCACCUACACGGGAGACAGGAGCGAGGAGGAAGAGUGCGCCGAGGCAGUGGCCGUAGGCGGUGAGCGUCUCUGCCGGCCCGCGCUGGGCAGCCCCGAGGUACACCAGACUCCGGACUGGGAGAUCGUCUUUGAGGAUGACUCCGAGAGACCUGGCGAGAGGAGGGUGGCGGCCAGCCUGCCCCCAGCCAACAGCCUGCCCCCGGCCAACAGCCUGCUGGGCCUGUGCGAGCCGACACCCCUGCCGCUGCUGGCGCGCCACCACGACUGCCCCGUGUGCGGCAAGAGCUUCACCUGCAACUCGCACCUGGUGCGGCACCUGCGGACGCACACGGGCGAGAAGCCCUACCAGUGUCCGGAGUGCGGCAAGAGCUACACCCGCAGCUCGCACCUGUCCCGCCACCAGAAGGUGCACAGGCUCGCCGCGGCCGCCAGGGACCCCCCGGACCAGAAGGAGCUCGAGGACGCGGCGUCCCUCGCCCGCCCCGAGAAGACGCCCACCGUGGACAAGCCGUACCGCUGCGAGGCCUGCGGCAAGCACUUCCGCUGGACCUCGGACCUGGUCCGGCACCGGCGGACGCACACGGGCGAGAAGCCCUUCUUCUGCACCAUCUGCGGCAAGAACUUCAGCCAGAAGUCGGUGCUGACCACGCACCUGCGCAUCCACCUGGGCGGCCGGCCCUACCUGUGCGGCGAGUGCGGCGCCGACUUCAGCGAGCACCGGCGCUACCUGGCGCACCGCAGGACGCACGCCCCCGACGACCUGUACGUGUGCCGCGAGUGCGGCCGCUGCUUCACCCACAGCGCCGCCUACUCCAAGCACGUGCGCAGCCACGCCACCGGGCGGCCCUGCCGCUGCUCCGAGUGCGGCAAGUGCUUCAGCCGCCGCGACCACCUGGUGCGCCACCAGCGCACGCACACGGGCGAGAAGCCCUUCACCUGCCCCACCUGCGGGAAGAGCUUCAGCCGGGGCUACCACCUCAUCCGGCACCAGCGGACCCACUCCGAGAAGACCUAG